CUUUGUGUACCUUUUCACAUAAUAGUAAAACAGAUUGUGGUUUUUAUGGAGUGAGUGGUAUUAUAUCUGUCAAUCUAAUGACGUUAAAAACCUUAAAUGUGUGAAAUUCAGAAUUAUUCUGUUGAGCAUAAGGAUAUUUAUAUGAAUAAAUAUUCGGUGUGCUCAGACAUGGAUUUGUAUAUUACCGACUCACUCCAGGACAUGCUGGACAUGGAUAUCAAAAAUGAAAUAGCAACAGACCUCAGUAGUAUCACAGAUUUUUCAGACUCCUUAGGUCUUAAUUUUACUGAUUUGCCACCAUUAUUAGAUAUGGAUACAGAGACUUCAACAUCGUGGCUAAAUCACACUUCUAGUUUUGUACAUAAUCUAGAUUUAUAUGGAUCAGAAGCAAAUGCCGUUAUGGUCAACCCUAAUUCCGUCAUGCCAUCAACAUUUGCUGAAACACCAGUAAAAAAUAUUGUUAAAGAGGAGGCCUCAAACUUACUGCUAACUUCAGCAGCGACAAACACAGAUUUAGAUAGUAGCCCAUCACUACCAAGUCCUAAAGAAGAGAAGAGUCAUCUAACAUUUUCACCCAAUGCGAUCAAAGUUUCAAAACCCAAAGAAACCGAAGAGUCCGCGCCAAAAAAAUUAGAAGAAGCCACACAAAUGGUCAUUUACGUACGAAAACAAGAAAAGAAUGUCGUUAAAGAUUUAAUAAAAGACUUGGAUAAGUCUAAAGUUAACAAUAACACACCGACAGUGAGAAUAAAAACAACGCAACCAGAAAUCCUUAAAGUAAACAAUAAAAGCUGUUCUAUAUUAAAUACAAGCCAAAAAAUAACGCAACAGAUUGGCACUACCACUAAAACAAUUAUUUCGGGCAAUAUACACAUAUUGGACGCUAAGCAAUCUAGAACAAUUUUAAGUAAUGGUAACAAAAACCAGGCAACAAUAUUGAUCGAUAAUUCAUCGUUAAAUAAUAAUAGGCAAAUAUUCAAAACUUCAGUUAGUGGAGCUUUUACUGUAGAUACUAACCAAGCUAAAUAUGUAAAUACUAGUAAUAAAGGUACAGUCAGCGAAUUUCCCAAACCAGCAUAUUCGUAUUCAUGUCUAAUAGCGAUGGCUUUAAAGAACUCAAGAACAGGAAGUCUUCCUGUUUCAGAGAUUUAUAAUUUUAUGUGUCAACACUUCCCUUAUUUUAAAACUGCUCCAAAUGGAUGGAAAAACUCAGUACGACAUAAUCUUAGUUUAAAUAAAUGUUUUGAAAAAAUUGAAAAACCAUCUACAAAUGGAAGCCAAAGGAAAGGGUGUCUAUGGGCUAUGAAUCCAUCAAAAGUAGGGAAAAUGGACGAAGAAGUUCAAAAGUGGUCACGAAAAGAUCCACAGGCUAUAAAAAAGGCUAUGGUUUAUCCAGAAAGCUUAGAAGCAUUGGAAAGAGGAGAAAUGAAGUACAGCGGUAUAGGUGGCGACAUGGAUGCUGAUGACGACGCGGACGGAGAUGCAGACGCCGAACUAGAUGUAGAUAUAGAAUUAGACCCAGAAAUUAAAGAGGAAGUAGAGGAAGAAGAGGCUAUUAUUGAACAGGAGAUGUCAGACCAAGAAUUAGAAGUGGAGGAAGUUGUAGAAGGCACAGGCAUGGUCGGCGGCACUUAUAGGUUACUAGCAACGGGACCGUCUUCGCUCACAUCUUAUAUAACUGACGUGGAAUCUGGUGAAGAAGUUAGCGAUGUAGAGGUAUUGGAUCAACCGUAUGAAGAAAUUGAUAUUGACCUUACAAAACCCGUAAAAUUGGAUUUGUCUUUAACGGAAGACUAUACAAUGCAUUCAGCCAAACGAGCGAAAACAAAUUUGGUUUACCAGCCUGUUUCCACACAAACGCACACGAGCAGACGAAAAACGCCCCUUGUCAAUAGAAUCGCAUUGAUAUAAUUAAAAUUGGUAAAUAUUAAAAAAUGUAAUUCAUAAAAAUGUGAUUGUAAUGAUAUGGGGUCAAUGGUAGUAUGACAUGUAGUAUCUCCAAUUAUUGUUCCAUUACUAUUAGAUUAGAGACGAAUAACGCGAUUACUAGUAAUUAGCUGUGAAUUGUGUAAAGUUAUGAGUUUGUUGAGUGCAAACGUGAUAGUCUGUACCAGAUAAGUGUAUUUACAUACAUAUGAUACAAGCUUGACACACUUGUUACAUAUCUUCACUGUAAAGUAGUCUUUAUUUUUUAUGUGAAGAAAUUCGAAAUCCGAAUAUAAAGAAUCUUUUAGACAUUGUAGAUAUAUUAGGGUUUAAUUGUACAUCCGUUAUUUUUUCCUUUUCAUGUUUUAGAUAUAUUCUAUUCAAUCAUAAUACACACAAACAGUACAAAAAUCUAUUUUGCUGCCAGUAUAACUUCGGCGUUCAUCUACUUAAUUAAUCAUCGAAAACUUAUUAAUAUGAUAAAUAAUUCUUAUUAGAUAAUAAUUCAAUAUCCAUGCCCGAGCGAACACUAGCGGGUAUAUUAAGUAAAGAUCCCACCGCUUAUAUGUAAAUAUUUAUACAUGUAUUUGUUAUAUUUUCAUACAAUUCAAAAUUAUUUUAUGUAUACAUUUGUAUUUAUAAUAAUGAACUUCAGUAAAUAUUAAGUAGGAUUUUUUGUUUUUUUUUUUUUUUUUUUGAAAUAAAUCGCGUAGAUUUAGAAGUGUGUGUCUGUAAUGUAAUAUUUGUUUAUUUGACUUUGAACAUAGCUACGUGAUAAGUUAUAUAAUAUAAUAUAUGUGAAAUUAUUACUUUUCCUGUAAGGACUGCUAAAGGCGUAUUGACACAAUACCAUAAAAUUCCAAAUGCAAUUAUAUAUACAUAUAAUCUAUUUUUUUUUUUUUUAUAUACUAAACGCAAAUAAUAAACAAUGUUAUCAUGUCUUUUUAUCGAAUUCAGUCAUUUACAAGUAUAUAUUGCUCUACAAAAAGUGCCUACUUCCGUUUUUGGAAGUUGUUUAAAAGAUAAAACAAACGAAAUCCAUCAUUAUUAACGCCUUGUCUAUUCCCGUUUAUUUGGGGUCGGAACACUGUCUUCUAUUACAAAUCUGUGUCAACUGUCAUUUUUGGGCUCUCUUAAUUACCUUUUCUUUGAUUUUUAUGGAUAGUUUUAGAACUUCUGGUAAUAAUAAUCUAUAAAUAAUCAAUCUUCGAGUGUUGGCAGUUGCACGCAUAUUAAACGUAUAUUAAAUAGUAGCGAAAUUAAACAAUUGCAAUCAGUGAUAUAGACUUCCCCAAAAUAACAUCUAGUUCAGUAAAAUAUUUUCGUUGGUCGUCGAAUAUGCAAUAAUAUCUAAUGAAUUUAAACUUUUUUUUUUUAUUUUAUUCAUUUUAACUUCGAUAAAAAGAUAUCAAAAUUCUUUACUAACUGUGCCAAGAAUAAAAAAAAAAGAAAAUACUUGUUAUUAUUUAAGCUUCGUUCACACAUUGAGGAACCGUGAUUCCUAUUAAAUAGCUAUUUAUAACGAAUGAUUAAUUAUUAUUUUUGGACUGUAAACUAUUAUGAUGUUAUUCAUAUGCUCGUGAAACGUGAAAAAUAAUAAUAUUAAUCAGGACGAAUCGCCACUUCUUUUCACGAUUCGGUUCUUAUUAAUAUGAACGUCCAUUCCUCUUUAUGUAGCUUUGACCCGACAAGGUCAGUUGAGCUGAGGUCAAUGUUUGAUUUGACGAAUCAUAUUGAAUCGCGGUUUUUAUAUGUAAACUCGUCAGUGACGAUUGUAUGUGUGAAUUGAUUAUUACAUUUAAUUUGGUAAAUACCUGAACAAUAUAAAGUUGAUUGUCGGCAAUUAGCAACUUUAAUUUAUAUUUAAUAUGGAAUUCGUAGAAGUGGAGCAUAUAAGCUAUCAAAUAUAUAGGACCAUAUUAUAUCCUAAAGUCCUACAAACAGACUACAAAUCACGACCUCACUACACGAAAUUCCUAAACUGCAAUAGAUAUACAUAUAUUGUAAAACAACAAUCAGUAAAACUAUUGUUAAAAUAAAAGAAAAAAGUGCAACAUUAGUUUAGUAAACUGGUUUAGAUUAUGUUCCUAUAUAUUUUAUAGUGUAACUAAUGAUAUAUAGAAACCUAUAUAUACAUUACUUAAUUUCUCGGUAUGUUUUUACAAAAUCAGCCGUAAGUAUAUUAAUAAAUUAUGUUAGUUCAAAAUUUAAAUGAUAUGACUAAUUAAAACUGAGUAUUAAAUAAAAUAUGUUGAUUAUCUGGUAUCCGAGACAUGUAUAAAGAAAUAUUCUCUUCAAUUAUGUAGAUACCUUCAUACAUUACCAUUAGUUCAGAUACAUGUUCUUUCACUUAAAACAUUUUAUUAUGGAGAUAACUAUGUUGUAACUGAUGGAACAUGUUUUACAAUAAAGUUAAAAUCUGCUUAUAUAAUAUAUAGCUGCCACCACAAGAGUUAAGUUAUAACACCUAUAUGCGUAUAUGUGGAAUUAUAUGUGUAUAUAUAUAUAUAUAUAUAUAUAUAUAUAUAUAUGUAUGUAUAAUUUCAUCGCUCAUCGUAGUUUAUAUUUGCAGACGAAUCCUGAAUAAAUUGCGAAAUACGAAAUACUUUGUUGCGAGUUAAAAACUGAAAUAUCUGGUAAAAGACUACUCCGCGCUCGUAUAUCGUGGAUUGUUAACAUUUCGAGUCUGAAUAUUAAACCCACUUAACUCUUAUAAUGGCACCUAUACAUAAAAUGAUUUAUGGACAAACAUUUAUUUUAUAUUUCAAAUUUGUAUAUGUUUUCUUAUGUAAAAUAUAUAAAUAAAUGUAUUUAUAUGUUUUAUUUGAUAGAACAUGAUUAACAAUAUUGUAAAAAAAAAAACAUCUACUUAGUCAUAUAAAGUGUGAGCGAAUUUAGAAUGAAUGUUGUAAUUGGUUGUGUUGGUAGAUCUCUUGAAUUUAAAUAAUGAUAUUUCAGUUCAUAAUUAGCAUUUAUAUGUAAAGAAUAUUGUAAAAUACAUCAAAAUUAAUAUAAUCAUGAGUGCUGUCACAAAUAAAAAUAGUGUUUGCAUGAAAACAGUUGUUUCAUGAAUAUACGUUAACAUUCCAUUUUUUAUGUCAGUCCUGUGAGUUCCGUGACACUGUGUUGACCAAUGGAAACGUAUUUAAUUUAGUGAAAAAUAAUUAACACUGACUAAAACUUAACUAUGGUUCAAAAAUAGGGUAUGUGGUCAUAAUAGUCAAAUUUUGAAUUAUUUGGCUCCAGUAAGAAUAGUUUCCAUUUCUAGCGAAUGUAUUCACCAUUAAGGCAUUUCAAUGCUAAAGUCUUAAUGCUUUAGAAGUAAACAAUUAGAAGAAACUGUGAUAUAAAAUUACUAUAAAUUGAAAUAAGAGUGAUUCUCAAAUAAAUGUGUAAUUGCUAAUAUUGUAGUAAGUAUAAAAUUAGGUAGGUAUAUAAAGUAAAUAAUACCUAGUAAUAUAACAAUAUAUUGUCUAGAUGCGCAAUAAAAAUACAUUAACAUUUAAAAAUAAAUUUUGCUUAAUGGCUAUUUAUAUUACUAUAGAGAGAUAAUGAAUAUUAAAAAUACGCCUAAUGACAUAAUUUAUACCAAUUUAUUAAAUGUAUUGUCAUCUUACAUUUUAGGAAAAGUUAGACUUUAACUGAAAAUGUGGAAUAGUGUAACAUUCGCUAUAAAUGAUUUUUUCUAUUUUAGUACUAAUAUAGCCACAUUGGUACCUACCAGCACAAAUCACUGUGCCCUAUUAUAGUAAAAUUAUUAAAAAGUAGUGGUUUGGCAUACAAAUAACUUAUUUGAAUAUUUGUAUUUAGGAUAUGUAUCUUGCGAUCGUGGUAUGUUGGAAUAAAUUGCCAGUGAGGGAUCGAAAUUUAAAUAUACUUUUACGAUACUAAAAAAUACUGUAAGAAUAAAUUAGGUGCUUUUGUAUACUAUUUUUUAAAGUAGAACAGUGCAAUUUUGUAAAUACAUAUAUAAUGAAAUCACCUUUUUACUUUACUAGAUAAUUCUAAUAAAUUAAGCUAAAUUGAAUCAGUAGGGACCUCUCAUAAACAACAAUUGUCAUGAAUAUGUGCUCAAUGCAUUUAUGUGUAGGUACUGUAAUUAACACAAUAAUAGUACCCAACAAAUAUGAGCGCGCUCUUCUAUGUAAAUUCGCUCACAAAUCUCACAGUUCAUUUUUUUGUUACAAAAUUACAGUGAUGUAUAACAAAGGUGUUAACGAUUAUUUUGCCAACCUUAUUCUUCCAUGUUAAGUUUUAUUAACAAUGAAUGAGCCAUAUUAUGUAAUAGAUACAUUAUAACAGUUGUCACAAGUGUAAUGUGGCCUGUAAUUUUGUAUGUACAGUAAAAAUACUAGUAGUUAAUGUAUUUUUCCACUGCCAGUAUUUCAACAUCCAUGUUAAGUAGGAAAUUAGUACGUAAGUUGGAUAAUGAUAAUGUUUAGUUUAUGUUUAGUGUUGCAUUAAGAAGAAUAAGUUGAAUGAUUUUUAAUAACAUUUUUAUAAUAAAAAUUUAAUGAAUAGAA
Galleria mellonella (greater wax moth) is the source of this 6449-nucleotide messenger RNA. RefSeq lists its product as uncharacterized. The record is from RefSeq and is a predicted model, not a curated record. The transcript has 9 exons. Gene Ontology annotation, biological process: regulation of transcription by RNA polymerase II. Bases 97 to 1911 code for a protein of 604 amino acids. Gene Ontology annotation, molecular function: transcription cis-regulatory region binding; DNA-binding transcription factor activity, RNA polymerase II-specific. NCBI's taxonomy places the organism in Eukaryota, Metazoa, Arthropoda, Insecta, Lepidoptera, Pyralidae.